AUGGGUCGUCCUGAUUCGGAGGCGCCGGCGUCGAGCGUCGCCCACGGAGUUCGAGGAGGCGCGCCGGCGCCCGCGGGGGCGGACUCGGCUUUGGAGACCAACGUGGUGAUCAUCAUGGCCGCGCUCUUCUUCGGGCUGCUCCUCGUCAUCGCGCUCAACUCGCUGGUGCGGUGCGCGCUCCGGCGCGUGUGCCGCGGGGCCGCGGCCGCUGCCGGCGAGGGCCGAGCGUCGGCGCGGGUGGCCUGCAGCGGCAGCGGCAUCAAGAGGCGCGUCCUCAGGAGCCUCCCCGUGGAGGUGUACGGCUCCGGGGAGGACAUCGACGGCGUGUGCGUCAUAUGCCUGAGCGAGUUCGUGGACGGCGAGAAGGUGCGCGUGCUGCCGCUCUGCGGGCACGCCUUCCACGUCCGCUGCAUCGACGCCUGGCUGGUGUCCCACGGCUCCUGUCCCACCUGCCGGCGGCCGGUCAUCGAGAAGGGCGCCAGCGGCGGUGUCGUCGAAAGCCAGCGCCCUGCGGAGACGGACACGAUCAUCAACGUGGUGAUCGUCGAGUUCGUGGACGGCGAGAAGGUGCGCGUGCUGCCGCUCUGCGGGCACGCCUUCCACGUCCGCUGCAUCGACGCCUGGCUGGUGUCCCACGGCUCCUGUCCCACCUGCCGGCGGCCGGUCAUCGAGAAGGGCGCCAGCGGCGGUGUCGUCGAAAGCCAGCGCCCUGCGGAGACGGACACGAUCAUCAACGUGGUGAUCGUGUGA
Molecule: messenger RNA, 750 nt
Organism: Triticum urartu
Lineage: Eukaryota; Viridiplantae; Streptophyta; Magnoliopsida; Poales; Poaceae
Source: RefSeq, a predicted model, not a curated record